AUGAGUACUACUACUACUACUACUACUACUACUACUACUACUACUACUACUACUACUACUACUACUACUACUACUACUACUACUACUACUACUACUACUACUACUACUACUACUACUACUACUACUACUACUACUACUACUACUACUACUACUACUACUACUACUACUACUACUACUACUACUACUACUACUACUACUACUACUACUACUACUACUACUACUACUACUACUACUACUACUACUACUACUACUACUACUACUACUAUGACUACUACUACUACUAUAGUUAUUCUGUAUUGA
This is a messenger RNA of Schistosoma bovis, 300 nucleotides long. The record is from the annotation of a GenBank genome assembly. NCBI's taxonomy places the organism in Eukaryota, Metazoa, Platyhelminthes, Trematoda, Strigeidida, Schistosomatidae.